Trichoderma citrinoviride is the source of this 306-nucleotide messenger RNA. RefSeq lists its product as hypothetical. Gene Ontology annotation, cellular component: NatC complex. The coding region runs from base 1 to 306 and encodes 101 amino acids. The transcript is spliced from 2 exons. NCBI's taxonomy places the organism in Eukaryota, Fungi, Ascomycota, Sordariomycetes, Hypocreales, Hypocreaceae. The record is from RefSeq and is a predicted model, not a curated record. Gene Ontology annotation, molecular function: RNA binding.
AUGAACAAAGAUGAGGCUCACGACUAUCUCACGUCGCUCCUGAACCAGAAUCUGCGCGUCUACACCACAGACGGCCGCAUGUUUCGGGGGAGUUUCAAAUGCACGGAUCCGGAUAGGAACAUCGUGUUGGCAAACACGCACGAGUAUCGACAGCCUUCAGAAGGAGAGCGUAGUGCCGCUGCGGCAAAUGCUUCUGGCGGCUCGGUGACGCUGGAUAUGACGUCUCGCUAUCUCGGCUUGGUCGUUGUUCCUGGACACCAUAUUGUGAAGAUGGAGGCUGAGCAGUUUCUGAGCCAAAUGAAGUAA